CGUCUCCCAAAGUGUUUGACAUUUAUCACCCGUGUGCUCUUUUUUAUUAUUUCCACUAAAAGAUUACAAUUUAUCUCCCUCCUUUCAUAUCCCAUCUGUGUACAUUAUCAACAAGUUGUUCUGACUGAAAACCCUGACUGUCGUCUAUACAGCAGCUUCAUCUAAACGUGCGUGCGUGCAUGUGUGUGUGUGUGCGUAUGUCGGUGAAUUCGGUUCGUUCCCAAAAAUUUUGCAACCUUCCUUUCCGGACUGUUUUGCGUGUUUGACUACCUCCGGUUUCGUCGAAAGCCAUCAGGGGGCAAUUUCCGGCUGCGGUAAAAAGUUUAGCCGACCCAAAUCGAAAGGAUAAAUCCCGAUCGACCGAACCCAGGCACACUGUAUAAUACUUCUCGGGAGACCGCCGCACUGAGCAGCACCGUGUGGAUGACAAAAUGAAUAAGCAGGUAUGGGUUGCCUUUGCCGUGUUUGGCGCAAUAUCAAUUUUGCCUACGAACUGCCGGAUCGUGAAGAGGAGCUACUCGGAUCAGAGCGUACACGGAUACCUGACGGAGAGGACCUGCUGGUGGAAUGAAGUCUGCAAGGAAGAAUUCCAGCAACUGUUCCGCUGCCGGUGUCCCCAGUGGUCGUACUGCAGAUCACCGGGUCGCUACUACAACGCAUACUGCUCCAUGACCAACACCGGCUACAUAUGGACUCAACCCUCGUGGGACUGGGAUACUGCCUAACGCAUUCGCAUUCUCCGCGUUCGCUAAUUUAACGUAUUAUUCGUUGUUUGCCCGGAGGGUAACCGAUACAUUCAGUAGAUAAGCUAUAUAGAAAUAUGCAUAUUUUAUCCGCGUUGGAAUUAUUGAGUUCCUUCGAUUUUAUUGUUUGGUUGAAUAUAGAUGAAUCAUCCUCAACCGCAGCGACCAAAUGUUAAAUGAAAUGAAAAAUGACAACCGCAUUCUUAGAGACCAAAUAUUUUAUAUAGAUUUAUAGGGAACCAUGUAGGAUCAUAGGACAUGAACAUCAUACCGAUAUAGGCUAGUGCGUUAUACACAGAUCAAGGGUUUUUCUUUCUUUCGUUGAACGAUGUUUCACACGGUAGACUCAGAGGGACUCAAUUUUGGCGCACGCCGAAGGUUGUACUGAACACAGAUAAAUUCGUUAAAGAACCACUUAAAAUGAUAUCAAAGAAGAAAUUCGUCAUAUCAACUGUUACCUUUUCUCCUAGUUUCAUAGUAGAGUUGCAUUACACCGUAUUUGGGUGGAUCUUUCAACGAUUUCGUUCAUCGAACAUAUCUCGGCUUAAUAAUUCAAUGAAUCUUUUCAGAACAGUUGGAAUGACUACUCAGCUUUACGACGACGAAAGGGAAGACAAAUAUCAAAACAUGUUUUACUGUCAAAAUAAGUAGAAUAGAAGCGUUACUCAGUGAUAUAGAUAGUGGAUCAAGGCAGAAGUUGCAGUUUGUUUGCAAACGUUUCUCCAGUAUUGAAGCUACAUACAUAUAGCAACAAUGCACGCAUUGCUGUUGCGCAUAAGACUCUUGGAAUAAAAUUUCCAAAGUGCAUUAUUUAAGUGUAUAUUUAAAUAUGCAGCGAUCAAGCGCUACGAUUCUGUGUAUAGAAUACAAUGAACAGAAGCGUUCACAGCCAGAUUUCAAAUAAAAUCAGUAUAUGCCAUGAAA
This is a messenger RNA of Ochlerotatus camptorhynchus, 1667 nucleotides long. RefSeq lists its product as uncharacterized. NCBI's taxonomy places the organism in Eukaryota, Metazoa, Arthropoda, Insecta, Diptera, Culicidae. The transcript is spliced from 4 exons. The coding region runs from base 432 to 725 and encodes 97 amino acids. The record is from RefSeq and is a predicted model, not a curated record.